UUCCUCCCAACCGCAAAAGGCCGCAACCUCACUCACACCCAACCUAUUAAAUACAUAUUCAUACCAUUGACUCUUCCCAUCUCUUUUCCAACUACUUCUCCAUACAUCCGACCUUCAACUCCUUACUUCUCCCUCCACCACCGCCGUUCCUCCAUGUAAACGCUCCAAGCAUUUAACAAACAUCCAAUGGGUUGUUGCGUUAGCACUACAGCACCUCCGAAACCACCCCGCGUCUCCGACUCCAAGGCCACUGCGAAACACAGUGGCAUUAGCAGCAAAUCUCCACCGCCGACGAACCCGGUCUUAGAAGAAGAAACGGUCAAAGAGGUACUCUCCGAAACCCCCGCGAUUCCUAACCACCCGUCGCCUGUCAUCCCCAAAUUCCAGGAGAAUCGCCAGCAUGAGAGCCCUUUCAUCAAAGCUGCACCUCUAUUACCCGACUUCUCCAGAAAUGCACAUGACAAGAAGCACCCAAACGGCGGGGCCUGCAAGAAGCCAUUCAUGGCAUUCAGCAACGAGGAUCUCUCCGAGGAGGUCUCCGAGAUCUGCAGUACUCACAGCGAGAGUGUCAGCAUUUCCACGACGAUAACAGAAAAGAGAGAGAACGACGAAUUACGUGAACUCCGGCAGAGGUCUCCUGCGAGGUAUAGGAACAGGUCAAUUUCCGGUGAGGUAAAGAAAGACAAGACCGUGGGCAGAUCUCCUGGCCGGAAAUCCGAACCCUCUCCUAGUCGUGUUAGACCCGGAAUCGGAUCCGGGUACGGUAGGAGAAGGGACAGCGGGGAGAGCUCCGGUAGAAGGUCAAGGUCCCCAGUGACGCGUACGGAGUCGGGGGCAUCAAGAACUGGUCUAACCCGGAGUCAGUCGGGGAGGAAAACGGGUAAAUCCCCCGGGCGGGUUGGAUCCGGAUUGGGAGAGAGGACCCGGAAGGCGGACGAAGGGAAAGGGGGGAGAGUACCUGGAUUUGAGUUGGGUUACAUGUUUGAGUUUGCUUUUGAAAUGGGGUUCUCCGUAUAA
Molecule: messenger RNA, 1017 nt
Organism: Sesamum indicum (sesame)
Lineage: Eukaryota; Viridiplantae; Streptophyta; Magnoliopsida; Lamiales; Pedaliaceae
Source: RefSeq, a predicted model, not a curated record